CAGUGUUCAUGAUUUACCAUGUUUAAUGUUAUUACUGUCAAAUGAAAAUCUAAACUCAACAUUUAUUGUUUGAUCUUCACCAACAAUAUUAAUGAUGAUGACAAUGAUGGAGUAACAUGUUCAUGAUUCAUUCUAAAAAUCUCCAUUCAUGCGUCAGUCUGAACUCUGCUCCUCCUUCUGGCUUAUAAGGGAGCAGAUAGGACAGAAAGGCUCAUGGGAGUGCGAGUGUGUGUUUAUUUUUAUGUGUGUGUCUGGUAUAAUAGCAGCGAGAGAGAUGGAGAGAGCAGAGGAAGACCAGAGUGUGAAGUAAUGAUUCGCUUGCAGUCAAACGGUGAGCUGCUCCACUCUGCUUCUCAUGUUUCGGCUUAAUGUUAAGCUGCCUCUCACCUUUAUCUGCUUCACUCCAUCCACUCAUCCUCCUUGCAUUGUUUUGGGGACCACUUAUUUCUUUUGCCUCUUUCUACACCUGGGCUGUGUGACUGUGUUUGGUUGAGAAAACUGCCUCUUUUGGAAAUCCUGAAGACUGAAAAAGGAAAGAAAAAUCUUCUUUUUCCUUUUUUUUUUUUUUUUCUAUAUUAACAUUGCCUUAUUGUUUACCAAAUAAUGAUUAGAUUUUAAGACUGACAAACUACAUGGACACAUAACUGUAAAGAGAAAGACCCUAAACCAGGAGGAGAAGGGAGCUAAAAAGGAGCCAAAAUGAACUCCACUGUACACCCUGGACUGAUCCAAGGCUACCCCAACAGGAACCUCACUUCUGGCACUUUGCCUCUUGACAAAGACUUCUCUGGAGAGGAGAAGGACUCAUCUGUAGGAUGCUAUGAGCAGAUGCUGAUUUCCACAGAGGUUUUCCUCACACUGGGCAUUGUCAGUCUGCUGGAGAACAUUCUGGUUGUUGCUGCUAUUAUCAAAAACAAGAACCUUCACUCACCGAUGUACUUUUUCAUCUGCAGCCUUGCAGUUGCUGAUAUGCUUGUGAGUGUCUCCAAUGCCUCAGAGACUAUUGUCAUAGCCCUCAUCAACGGAGGUAGCUUGACCAUCCCUGCCACAUUAAUAAGAAGCAUGGACAAUGUGUUUGACUCUAUGAUCUGCAGUUCUCUGUUAGCAUCCAUCUGCAGCUUGCUUGCAAUUGCUGUCGAUCGCUACAUCACAAUCUUCUACGCAUUGCGAUACCACAACAUAGUCACCCUACGCCGAGCAAUGCUGGUCAUCAGCAGCAUCUGGACAUGCUGCAUCGUGUCUGGCAUCCUGUUUAUCAUCUACUCAGAAAGCACCACAGUACUCAUAUGCCUCAUUACUAUGUUCUUCACCAUGCUGGUGCUCAUGGCAUCACUCUAUGUCCACAUGUUCUUGCUGGCGCGCCUGCACAUGAAGCGGAUUGCAGCCCUGCAGGGCAAUGCACCCAUCCAGCAGCGAGCCAACAUGAAAGGCGCCAUCACCCUCACCAUCCUCCUUGGGGUGUUUGUUGUGUGCUGGGCGCCCUUCUUUCUUCAUCUCAUUCUCAUGAUCACCUGCCCCAGGAACCCUUACUGCACCUGCUUCAUGUCCCAUUUUAACAUGUACCUCAUCCUCAUCAUGUGCAACUCCGUCAUUGACCCUGUCAUCUAUGCCUUUCGUAGUCAAGAGAUGAGAAAAACCUUUAAAGAGAUCUUCUGCUGCUCAAACUCUCUCUUGUGUGUGUGAGCUGUGUGCUAAUUAUUCCCAGAACCACAACCCUGAAAACACAGCCUGCAAGUAUUUGAACAAAACAAGGACUUUGAGGUUUUGAGUUGUUAUCAGUCUGGACCGCUGUUAAUGAUUGAUAAACUGGGCACAUGCUGCUGGUUAUGUGAGUCAGGUUGCUUAAGAGGUAGGUUUCCAAACACCUUGUAAAGUAGAGAGUUGCUCUGUAGAUAAAUGUAAUUUCAUUCUUUAUUAACUGUUCUGCAGAUGGAAGCAAAUGUGACUAUAAUGCAUGUAAAACUAUACACAUUCCUCCUUAAAUCAUUAAUUUUUUGAAGUUCUACUCAUUUAAUUGUUCCAACAAUAAUUACUGCAAUGAAAUGUCACUGCUGCUGCAGCACAGAACCUAGAUUCUUUAACAGAUUGCAAACAGUGAUAAGACUAUAAACCAAACAGACACUGUAAUCCUAUUCAAAACAGGCACAGUGCAAAUUAUAAAGAUAUACAUCGACCCCUUUAUUUAAGCACCUCAAAGAAUUCUCAAUAAUCUCAGCAAUGUUUACAUCUCCAUAUACACUCAUGAGAUAAAAGCCUUAACACUGCAUUUGAGUCUUUUGCGUCUGUCAUGACAUAAAGGUGUGUUUUUGCUAUUUAAACAAAAUGGUUUUGAAGGUAAAAAAGUGUCUGAAAAUGCUAUUUGACUUUCUGAGGAGAUAACGGCCUUCAGAUGAAAGUAGAUGAAUGUGAAGAUUACAAAACAUGAGCACAAGCAAAAAAAAAAUAUUUCUGUCUUUGUGGUAUGUCAAUCUUUUAUGACACUGAAGCAGAAAAUUUACUGACCGUCAACAAAAAACUGAUUGAUGGUGUUGUAAAAUAACUCACAGGGUAAGAAAACACUACACUGUAUGUACAGAGAACCAGUCAGACUGCACUAAAAUAAAUGUCAGUGUGUCCCUUAGGCACAUUUUCUGAAUGACAUUUUGCAUCUGUGGUUUUGAUUCUGUUCUUUAUUUUAAAUCAUGGUGGGUGCCAACAAAAAGAAAAAGAAAAGGGAUAUUAUACAUGGAGAUAUUUAUGUGUUUGAUUUUUUUCAUUUGCAUUAAUUGUUUAGUCUAAAUAUUUCCUAUUUUAUUUUACUUUUUUGUGGCACACAAAUAAGUCUAUUAUACACAUUGAUAAUUUAUCUGUUUUGGCAGAGUCUUGCCUCUCAAAUUUCUUUGAAGCAGAAUGACAAACAGGGAAAAAAUGGAGAAAAAAAAGUUACUUUAUAAUUACUAAAUGAUGAUAAAUUGCCCAAACAGACCUUCCAUAGAGACCAUGAAAUCCGUGCUGGCCUGUAACAUUUGCUUAUUUUCAAUCGCAACUCUUGUGACUUUGUGGUUUGUUUAGGUAUUAGUGCGACUUUGCACAUGUUGGUUGUACCAACUCUCAUUUUAAGCAUGUAAAAAUGACAUGUUACACUAAUGACUAUUCUGAAUGUUUUUUUUCAUGUUAUGUAACUUGUUGCUUUUUAUCUUUGCCUUAAAUAUUUUUCACUGUGAUGUAAAAAGCAACAGUGUUCUAUGUGACGGUGUUUCUUAAAUAUAUCUGUGUAUGUAAGUAAAUGACAUUUGCAACAUUGCCUUAUUUAUUAAUGCCUUUGAAAACUUGAAGCACAUUUCUGAGCUGAUAAAAAUGCAGAA
Molecule: messenger RNA, 3344 nt
Organism: Melanotaenia boesemani (Boeseman's rainbowfish)
Lineage: Eukaryota; Metazoa; Chordata; Actinopteri; Atheriniformes; Melanotaeniidae
Gene: mc4r
Product: melanocortin 4 receptor
Exons: 1
Coding region: 700-1683 (327 amino acids)
Biological process (GO): G protein-coupled receptor signaling pathway
Cellular component (GO): membrane
Molecular function (GO): melanocyte-stimulating hormone receptor activity
Source: RefSeq, a predicted model, not a curated record